AUGGCGGAUGAGAAAGUGGAAACGUUUCGUUACCUAAAUAAGCGUGUUUUUGUCAAUAAUGUUGACACAUAUGCGUCGAAGUAUGUUGCAAAGUUCUUGCACUCCUGUGUUGUUGGAGCGUCUCUGUCUGAUGAUACUGAACUUGAGAUGGAAGAAGAAGAAAACAAGCUGUCCCCGCAUGAUGAGCCAGCAAAAGUCAAAGGAACCUUUCAAAUUGUUGGAACUUUAGCAGACAAAACAGGGGAAAAGUCCAGUUUUACCACGGAGGAGUACAGACACUUAAAACGUGAAGAACUUUUGCAACACUUGAUCGAGUGUGAUGUCAUCAUUUACAAUAUAACUGAGUGUGCUGAUCAGAUAGAAGAGGCCACAUGGGCAGUCACAGCCCUUCAUGACAAAUUGAACAGCUUUCCCAGUCCAAAGAUGUUUAUACUUAUAUCAACGAUUAUGACAUGGGCGAUGAGUAAACCAUCUGAUCCAGAUGAUCCGAUGAUUCCUUUGACAGAGGAAAACUACAGAAGACGGAGACCACACCCCAACUUCAAAGAUCACAUCAGUUUAGAAAAACUCGUCGUUAAAUUGGGCAAAACUAAAACCUCUCAGUUCUCAACAUAUGUUGUUGCCUCAGGGCUACAAUAUGGAAUGGGUGAACAUGUCUUUCACUAUUUUUUCAAAACAGCAUGGUCGGGAAUGGUUCCCAGACUCCCUGUCUUUGGAGACGGCGCUAACAUAAUUCCCACCAUUCACAUCAAUGAUCUGGCAGGAGUUGUCCAAAAUGUAAUUGACCAGAAGCCAAAUCUGCACUACUUAUUAGCCACGGAUGAUUCUAAGAAUACCCUUGAAGAUAUAAUCUGGGCUAUAGCAGUAGCACUUGGACCUGGAAAGACACAGAAUGUCUCAAAAGAGGAUACCUUUCUGACUCAAGAACUGACACAAACAGACAUUGAUUCUCUGUUCGUCAACCUUCGAUUUGAGGCAGCCUUUCUCAAAGAUAAUUUCAAUAUCCACUGGGUCUCUGAAACUGGCAUUGUUGAAAACAUUCAACAAGUUGUUGAAGAAUUCAGGCACACCAGGGGACUGCUGCCCAUUCGCAUCUUUAUCCAUGGACCUCCAGCGGUGGGGAAAAGCACCAUUGCAGAUAAACUGUGCAAGCACUACAGACUGCAUCAUGUCAAACUCAAAGAGACCAUUACUGAGACUCUUGAUCACCUGGAGUCAGUGGUCCGCAUGGGGGGAGGGGAAAAAGGUGGCGAAGACUUCAGUGGAGCCCAGGAAUUCUUGGAGACCCUGAAGGAGAAUAUGGAGCAAAAUGGAGGUCAACUGGAAGACCUGUAUGUUACCCGCAUCAUAAGAGACAAACUGAUGUCCAAACCCUGUAGCAACCAGGGCUACAUUCUGGAUGGAUUUCCAAAAACUUAUGAACAAGCCAAAGACUUAUUUUACGCUGAAGAGGAUGGCGAUGAUAGUGACCCAGACAGCAAGAAAAUCAUCCCAGAGUUUGUUAUCUCUCUGGAUGCAUCCAAUGAACUCUUGAAGGAGCGUGUGCUGAAUCUCCCUGAGAGUCUGGUGGAGGGAACAUCCUACUCACAGGAACGGUUCCUCCGUCGCCUCAAUCGCUUCCGAGCGAGCAACGUGGAGGAUGAGACUGUGCUGAACUUCUUUGACGAACUGGAAAUUCACCCUGAGCAUAUCGAAAUCACCAGCAGUGAUGAUGCAGAGUACCUGCUUGUUACUGAGAAAGUCAUCCAAAUUGUGGGCAAACCCAGGAAUUACGGUCCAAGCACAGAAGAGCUGGAAGCAGAGGAGCGCAGGCAAGCAGACUGUAGACUGAGGCUACAGGCUGCAGAAAAGGCAGAGGCUGAACACAAGGAGGCCAUGGAGGCUGAACAGAGAGCGGCUCGCUGGGAACAGUGGAGCCAGCGUUUGGAGGAGGUGAAAUCCCUGGAGAAGGAGUUGCUGGAGGCCCAGUCAGUGCUUAUUAGGGAGUAUCUGAUGACCAGUGUCAUGCCUGUCCUCGCUCAGGGGCUCAUCGAGUGCUGCAGAAUACGCCCCGAUGACCCCGUGGACUUUCUGGCUGAAUUUCUCUUCAAAAGCAGUCCACAAUUCGAGUGA
Chanos chanos (milkfish) is the source of this 2112-nucleotide messenger RNA. It is a transcript of the gene ak7b, whose product is annotated as adenylate kinase 7b. The coding region runs from base 1 to 2112 and encodes 703 amino acids. Gene Ontology annotation, biological process: nucleobase-containing compound metabolic process. Gene Ontology annotation, molecular function: ATP binding; nucleobase-containing compound kinase activity. The transcript has 18 exons. Lineage: Eukaryota; Metazoa; Chordata; Actinopteri; Gonorynchiformes; Chanidae. The record is from RefSeq and is a predicted model, not a curated record.